Paramecium octaurelia is the source of this 550-nucleotide messenger RNA. The record is from the annotation of a GenBank genome assembly. NCBI's taxonomy places the organism in Eukaryota, Ciliophora, Oligohymenophorea, Peniculida, Parameciidae.
AGUAUGGCCAAAUUGAAUAUGCCACCGUCUGCAUGGAGCCCCGAAGCAAGGGGUAGUAAUUUCCUUAUCAAUACUUUCCACUAGCCCUGGCAAAGUGUCUAGAGGUUUUGGAUUCGUUAAAUUUGCCAAAAAGGAAAGUGUCCAAAUAGCUCUAGAGGCGAUGCAAGACAAAGAAUUGCAUGGAUCGAAAAUUAAGGUGGAAGUUUCAAAAAGAGCUGAGCCAAGAAGAAAGACCCCAGGUCGCUAUGCUGGUUAUGCCUACCGUCGCUCUCGAUCUAGAUCACACAGAAGAAGAAGAUCUAUAUCGUCUGACUCUUACUCAAGCAGUCGUAGAAGACAUCAUAGGUGCCCAAUUUAUCAAUAUUUCUUAGUCGUCGACGACAUUACAAAAGAAGAUCGAUUUCAAAAUCCCCUUCAAGAAGUCCAAGUUAGAGUCAUAGAAGAAGAAGAAGAUGAACAAUUAGAUAAUAUUUCAAAUUAUCAAAAUAUUAUUUUACCUUUUUAAAUCAGCAUUAGUUUUCUACUUAUGGAUUAAAUAGAAUUUAGUUGA